This is a messenger RNA of Babjeviella inositovora NRRL Y-12698, 5356 nucleotides long. RefSeq names its product aminophospholipid-translocating P4-type ATPase. Bases 403 to 5160 code for a protein of 1585 amino acids. The record is from RefSeq and is a predicted model, not a curated record. Lineage: Eukaryota; Fungi; Ascomycota; Pichiomycetes; Serinales. The transcript has a single exon. Gene Ontology annotation, molecular function: ATPase-coupled intramembrane lipid carrier activity; magnesium ion binding; ATP hydrolysis activity. Gene Ontology annotation, cellular component: plasma membrane. Gene Ontology annotation, biological process: phospholipid translocation.
UAUAGUUCGCUUUCUUCUAACCACACUUUUCUAUCUGUUGUUCUACGGUCUGCAUCAGAUACCCAAGAACACUUUUGCGACGGACAUCCUUAUCGCUCUUUGCUACAUUCUGCUGCCGCUUUCUUCCGGAAUAGCCGAGCGAAAAAAGACGCAUAUCCCUUUGCACAAAGUUUACACAUCAAAGCCUCCAGUGUUAUUCCAAGAGCCCUUUUUCCGCUGGAAGCACCUCUUUGAAAUUUCUGGGUCCUGAAGCCACCAUUAGAAGCUUUUCCCUUAAGCCCUAACCGUCCAUAUCACCCUGGCUGAUCUGCCUAACCUUCCCAGAGUUUCUUUUUCUUCUCCUUCCGCCUCAUUACCCAAGCAGAGGAAAGCCGGGUGCACUAACUCUACCCCUCUUUUACAAUGCCCACUCCACGCAAACCAAGCGCGCGCCAGCAGUCGCCGUUUGAAGAGUCGCCUUAUCCGCCCAUCGCCGAGCAGUUUGACAACAUGGAGUUUUCCGAUAUGGCGCCGAAUUUCGGGGGAACCCGUCCACAGUCGCUUCAGACAGACGUAUCGGACAUGGAUUCCAUCAUGAAGUCGCCAGUAAUGGAUACGUUUGAGUUUGAAACUGGCCCAUACGCUUCACCUGGCUCUUCCAGAGUGCCCUCCGGGCCCGGCUUGCCCUCCAGGCCCGGUCCCACAAAAGCCACCAACCCAUAUAGACAAACCACGCCGAAGCUCAGCGACGCUUUCGAACGCUCCAUCGAGUACUCGGAAGAACCCCCCGACGCUUCCCGUGACCCCCCGCACAUCCAGCUCCACCUCCCGGAUAACCACACGGGCCAUGAGGGUGACACGAUGAAGCGGCACCGGUGGGGGACCCAGCGCACCAAAAAGGGCAAACCCGCAGGGAUGGCGCGCUCCAAGACGCUCCGUUGGAAGCGCCAGACCAGCCAGAAACCACUCUCCCGGCGCAACUCGACCGACCACGUGGAUGAAGACGAAUCGGACGACGAGAACGAUCGCAAGAACGAGCUCCGCACGAUCUACUUCAACCUCCCGCUCCCGGACGACCUUCUCGACCCUUCCACCCGCGAGCCGGUUGCUACAUACCCCCGCAACAAGGUCCGUACGACCAAGUACACGCCGCUUUCAUUCGUGCCAAAGAAUCUCGCAUUUCAGUUCAAGAACGUGGCGAAUGUGUACUUCCUCAUUUUGAUCGUGAUGGGCUUCUUCUCUAUCUUUGGGGUCCCGAAUCCGGCUGUGUCAGCUGUUCCGCUCAUCGUUAUUGUGGUUAUUACGGCCGUGAAGGACGCGAUUGAGGACUCACGGCGCACGUUAUUAGACGCCGAGGUGAACAACACGCCGACCCACAUUCUCCAGGGGGUGGAAAACGCAAACACUUCCGACGACAACAUUUCUGCGUGGCGCCGCUUCAAGAAGGCGUGCACGCGCGGUGUCGUCGUGACGUUCCGCUACUUCAAUGGGGUGUUUACAAAGGACGGCCGCGUCCAGCGGACGCGUGAUAAGGAGGAGGCCGCGAGGAAGGAUGCGCCCCGUAAGCUGUUCCAGCGCGACAGCUUUGACAGCUACAUGUCCGACGACCGCCGCAAGUCCUUCCAGAUGGCCGACCUCUCCAAUCCUUUCACCGACAGCAACGCCGUGAACACGAUCCUUGAUCCGUCGCUUCCGCUUGACACAUCUGUACGCUUCCGCAAGCUGUACUGGAAGAGCGUCAAGGUUGGGGACAUUGUGCGCAUUCACAAUAACGACGAAAUCCCGGCGGACGUGGCGAUUCUUGCAACGUCCGAUGCCGAUGGUGCCUGCUACGUCGAGACAAAGAACCUCGACGGUGAGACCAACUUGAAGGUGCGCCAGGCGUUGAAGUGUGGCGGCCGUCUCCAGCGUGCGGCCGAUUGCUCGCGCAUGAAGUUCUGGCUCGAGAGUGAAGGUCCGCACGCCAACCUCUACUCGUACCAAGGGAAUCUCAAGUGGGAACGCGGAGAGGUUUCCAACGAAGCAAUCACCAUCAACAACAUGUUGCUUAGAGGGUGCUCGCUCCGUAACACGAAAUGGGCCGUGGGGAUUGUAGUGUUCACCGGAACCGACACGAAGAUCGUUCUCAACGCGGGAAUCACGCCGACAAAGCGCUCGCGUAUUACACGCGAGUUGAACGUUUCCGUGCUCCUCAACUUUGUUCUCUUGUUUGUCAUCUGCUUCGUAUCCGGGAUCGUCAACGGGGUGUACUACGCGCGCAAGAAUGAGUCGCGCCAGUUCUACGAGUUUGGUGACAUUGCUAACGGCGCCGCCGCCAACGGGAUCGUUGGCUGCUUUGUUGCGGUCAUUCUCUACCAGUCAUUGGUACCGAUUUCCCUCUAUAUCUCCAUUGAGAUCAUCAAGACUGCCCAGGCGUUCUUCAUCUACAGCGAUGUGCUCAUGUACUACGCUCGUCUCGACUACCCGUGCACACCAAAAUCCUGGAACAUCUCCGAUGACCUCGGCCAGAUCGAGUACAUUUUCAGCGACAAGACCGGGACACUAACCCAAAACGUGAUGGAGUACAAGAAGUGUACGAUCAACGGGAUUACGUACGGACGGGCGUAUACCGAGGCGCUCGCGGGCAUGCGCAAGCGCCAGGGCAUCGACGUUGAGUCCGAGGGUGCGCGUGAGCGCGAGUUGAUCCGCAUCGACAAGGACGUAAUGCUUGAGAAGCUCCACGCAAUCAACCGCAACCCGCAGCUCACGGAGGCAAAGGUCACCUUCGUCUCCAGCGAGUAUGUCGAUGACUUGAACGGUGCCAAGGGGGGGUACCAACAGAAGUGCAACGAACACUUUAUGCUCACGCUCGCCUUGUGCCACUCGGUGAUUGCCGAGCCGUCCAAGACUGACCCGGACAAGCUCGUGUACAAGGCGCAGUCGCCGGAUGAGGCGGCGCUUGUGGGGACCGCGCGCGACACGGGGUUCACGUUCCUUCUGCGAACGAAGAAGGGGCUCGUGGUGAAUGUGCAGGGUGAGGACAAGGAAUACCAGAUCCUUAACACGUUGGAGUUCAACUCGACGAGAAAGCGCAUGAGCGCCAUCGUCAAGAUCCCGUCUGCGAACCCUUCCGAGCCGCCAAAGGCGUUGUUGAUCUGCAAGGGGGCGGAUUCGAUCAUCUACUCGCGUUUGCGCAAGGACAACGACCAGGACUUGCUUGAACGGACGGCUCUCCACCUUGAAGAGUUUGCCACGGAGGGGCUCCGGACGUUGUGCAUCGCACAGCGCGAGUUGUCGUGGACGGAGUACGAGGAGUGGAACCGCAAGCACGAGAUCGCGCUGGCGGCAAUCACCAAGCGUGAGGAGAAGAUGGAGGAGGUGGCAGACUCCAUUGAGCGGGAGUUGAUUUUGCUCGGGGGAACCGCUAUUGAAGACAGACUCCAGGACGGUGUUCCGGACUCGAUUGCCAUCCUUGGCCAGGCGGGGAUCAAGUUGUGGGUGCUCACCGGGGACAAGGUCGAGACCGCGAUCAACAUUGGGUUUUCAUGCAACUUGCUUGGGAACGACAUGGAGUUGUUGGUGAUCAAAACGGAGGGCGAGGACAUUGCGAGGCUCGUGGAUGGCUCGCAGGAGCCAAAGAUGAUUGUGGAUGCGCUCAUCACCAAGUACUUGGCCAAAUUCCAGUUGCAGGGCUCGAUGGAGGAGCUUGUGGCCGCAAAGGGCGACCACACGCCUCCGAAUCCGAACUUUGGGGUGGUUAUCGAUGGUGACGCGCUCAAACUUGCUCUCCAGGGCGAGACCCAGCGCAAGUUCCUCCUCCUCUGCAAGCAGUGCAAGGCUGUGUUGUGCUGCCGCGUUUCGCCGGCGCAGAAGGCGGCGGUGGUAAAGAUGGUUAAGGAAACGUUGGACGUCAUGACCCUUGCGAUCGGCGACGGUUCGAACGACGUGGCGAUGAUCCAGGCGGCGGACGUGGGGGUGGGCAUUGCGGGCGAGGAGGGUCGCCAGGCGGUGAUGUCUUCCGACUACGCCAUUGGCCAGUUCCGCUUCCUCACUCGGUUGAUCUUGGUCCACGGUCGCUGGUCGUACAAGCGGUUGUCGGAGAUGGUUCCGUGCUUUUUCUACAAGAACGUGAUUUUCUCCAUUGCGCUUUUCUGGUACGGGAUCUAUAACGACUUUGACGGCUCUUACUUGUUUGAAUACACCUACUUGAUGUUCUAUAACCUUGCCUUCACGUCGAUUCCGGUGGUCUUAAUGGGCAUUGUCGACCAGGACGUUUCGGAUGUGGUGUCGCUCUUGGUACCGCAGUUGUACAAGACUGGUAUCUUGCGCAGCGAGUGGACGAUUACGAAGUUCUGGUGGUAUAUGGGGGACGGGCUCUACCAGUCGGUCAUCUCCUUCUACUUCCCGUACCUCUGCUUCUACAAAGGCUUUGUCGGAAUGGACGGCUUGACCCGCGACCAUCGUUUCUGGAUGGGGAUGUAUGUGGCCACUAUAGCUGCUGCCGCAUGCAAUAUUUACAUUUUGUUCCACCAGUAUCGCUGGGACUGGCUCCUGAGCUUGCUUGUGGCGGUCUCCAUCUUGCUUGUGUUUGGCUGGACCGGGGUCUGGACGAGUUUCACCAGUUCGCAGGAGUUUUACAACGCAGCGUCGCAGGUCUACGGCUCUGCGUCCUUCUGGGUAUGCUUGUUUGUUGGGAUCAUGGCCUGUAUCUUGCCGCGCUUUGCCUAUGACUUUGCUCAGAAGCUCUACUUCCCUAAGGAUGUUGAUAUCGUCAGGGAGUGUGUGGCCAGAGGCGACUUUGCUGCUUAUCCGUUGAACUACGAUCCUACCGACCCAGACAGAGUCAAGAUUUCGGACUACUCCAGAGGGAAGUCCAUGGACGCUCCUCGCAUGAGCAUGUCCUCGGAUGUGUCGUCUAUGGUAACCGCCACGGUUGGUGGGACCGACUUGAAUAUAACCAGACCGAACCGCUCGACUAUGCUUUCGGGUUACGGCUCGCCAUCAUUGUUUGAAACAUAUGGUGAGGGCUUCCCUGAGGCGGAAGCGAGAACGUCGUUGGAGCGCACAAGACGAUCGAUGGCGGAAGAGAGAGGGCCUAUGCGGAGGUCAAUGGACCGUCCGCGGACUUCGUUGGAGAUUCCGAGUGUGACGACGGCUGUGGGAUUAAUCAAGACGUUGUCUAAUGGAAGGCAGGUUCUCUAGGUGUGAUAGUGUUCCAGGAGUUCAAGUCUAUAGGAAUUUCAGUGAUUCGCCCCUUAUACCACAUUUGUUAGUCGAUCUCAAAUGUAUCCAUACAUAUUGUCAUUUUAAUCUGCUUGUUUAUAUUGCUUUUUUUUUCUUUCUUGGGACUCCCUUUCUGUUCCUGCUUUUUUCUGGCGAGUCGUUUUUUAAUCCUUUU